Messenger RNA from Papaver somniferum (opium poppy), 700 nucleotides. Its product is annotated as mavicyanin-like. Gene Ontology annotation, cellular component: plasma membrane. NCBI's taxonomy places the organism in Eukaryota, Viridiplantae, Streptophyta, Magnoliopsida, Ranunculales, Papaveraceae. The record is from RefSeq and is a predicted model, not a curated record. The transcript is spliced from 2 exons. The coding region runs from base 38 to 577 and encodes 179 amino acids. Gene Ontology annotation, molecular function: electron transfer activity.
UUCAAGCUUCUCAUCCUUUUUUUCUCCCUAAGAACACAUGGAUUCUACUAUGAAGAUCACUAUCAAUGCUUCCUUCGUAUUGUUUCUUACACUCUUGGUUUUCCUGCUACAACUCUUGUUAGUUCAAUCUUCUGCCGAUUUUGAAGUUGGAGAUGAUAAGGGUUGGGUUGUUCCCGACUCUAAGAAUGAUGAUAAAUAUAAUCAGUGGGCUUCCAAAAACCGCUUUCAAAUCAAUGAUACCAUCCGUUUUAAAUACAAAAAGGAUUCAGUAUUGGUGGUGACAGAUUCAGAGUAUGAAAAAUGUAGAUCAGCACAUCCAAUAUUCUUCUCAAAUAAUGGCGACACUAUUUACAAAUUUGAACGUUCAGGAUUAUUUUAUUUCAUUAGUGGUGUUGCUGGACAUUGUGAAAGAGGUCAGAAGAUGAUUAUCAAAGUAUUAGAGAAUGAAACUCCACCACCAUCGGGAAAUACUACCGACACUCCUUCUGAUCAUAGUGGUGCUGUUAAUCCAAUGAUUCAGAUUUCGUCAUCUUAUUUCUUUGUUGUUAUUGUUAUCUCAAUAUUCCUACUUGCUUAGUUAGUUUUAGUUUUAGUUUUAGUUUUGAAUAAUUAGUUUCAGUGGAGGGUUAGAUAUUAGUGAUUAUUUAUCAUGUUAAGGGUUUCAUUAAGGUUUUAUUCAUUUUAUCUUUAUGUUAGAGAA